UCUCAUUCUCAUGACCCUUCUCUCAUUAUUCUCAUAACCUCUCUCGUUACCCCACUCUUCUUCUUCUUUCAAGGAGAAUUUUGAUCUCCAUUGGCCAUGGGUUCUUCAUCAUCCAAUUACAACGAGGCAGAGAUCAAGGUGGAAAAUGGCAGCUAUUGCGGCAGCCCCGACCGGGAUUCGGGAUUUUGUUCUGCUGCAAUGGUGAAUGUCACACAAAAGUUGAUUGCGGAGGCCAUUGGAACGUUCUUCGUGGUGUUUGCCGGGUGUGGAUCGGUGAUUGUGAACAAGAUGUAUGGCCAGGUGACGUUUCCAGGGAUUUGCAUUACAUGGGGUUUGAUUGUUAUGGUGAUGGUAUACGCCGUUGGACACAUUUCUGGAGCUCAUUUCAAUCCUGCUGUCACCAUUACCUUCUCUGUUUUCAAGCAAUUCCCAUUGAAACAGGUGCCAUUUUAUAUCGUAGCGCAAUUAGUGGGAUCCAUACUUGGAAGUGGUGCACUAUAUUUGCUAUUGAAUCCAAGGGCUGAACACUUCUAUGGAACUACCCCAGUUGGAUCACCAAUUCAAUCUUUUGUCUUUGAAAUUAUUAUAUCUUUUAGCUUGAUGUUUGUCAUUUCAGGCGUCGCAACAGACACUAGAGCAAUAGGGGAGUUAGCAGGAAUUGCUGUUGGAGCCACUAUACUUUUAAAUGUCUUCAUUGCAGGGCCAAUAUCAGGAGCAUCAAUGAAUCCUGCAAGAAGCCUAGGACCAGCCAUAAUCAUGCAUAACUAUAAGGCGAUUUGGGUCUAUAUUCUUGGACCUAUAAUAGGGACUUUAGCUGGAGGUUUUACUUAUAAUCUUAUUAGAUUCACAGAUAAACCGUUGCGGGAGAUAGCAAAGAGCUCUUCAUUUCUCAGGAGCAUGUCUAGGAAUAAGUAGGAUAUACCUAGUGGGUUAAGAGGUAUGAUGAAUGACCAAUUCUUAAAGACCAAGGACUUUUUCAUUUUUAUCUCUAUGUAUAUGUCAAAUCCAUUUGCUCCUCCUUUGUCAAAAGUAUGGGGGCAUGCACUUAUUUAAAGUGAAAUGUUUCUUUCUUUCUUUCUUUC
This is a messenger RNA of Phoenix dactylifera (date palm), 1082 nucleotides long. RefSeq names its product putative aquaporin NIP-type. Gene Ontology annotation, cellular component: membrane. Gene Ontology annotation, molecular function: channel activity. Gene Ontology annotation, biological process: transmembrane transport. Lineage: Eukaryota; Viridiplantae; Streptophyta; Magnoliopsida; Arecales; Arecaceae. The record is from RefSeq and is a predicted model, not a curated record.